AUGCCAGGCGAAGACGUUACUAUGACGGAGGCGCUUCCACCAACGGAAGCGAGCGGCUUGUCCGCUCGGCUGCUGCAAGCAUUUACGAUACUCCAACAGACGACGGAAUCGCACAUCCCCAACACAAUUUCAGCAAUGGAUGUACUGUCUGCUUUUAUCGUUCCGAACUUGAAUCCACUUGCCAUAUAUCGUGCAGCUUGCUGUCUUCGGGAAUGUGACUUGAGAGAGAUUGUGCAGGUAAUGGUUUUCUCGGGCCCUACCGCACUUCUUCCAGCUCUUCGAUUACUAAACAUUAUGAGAGGACUCCCUGGAAACUGGGAGCUUGCCAUGCAACUACUGGACGAACAUGCAGAAAUGCAAAAUAUUGAACGCAAUGGGAUUCGCGCCAUGACUUUACUCGCUUUUCUGGGGGGAAAGAAGGCAUGCGAUUUGUGUGAUUGGUCUAUUGUUAUCCGCGAGGCGCUUGAAAAUGGCCACGAAGAAGCUUCGCUAGCAUUGCACAUGAUCAUGGAGAAGAAGUGGACUGGAACGAUUGAGACUGUCUAUCGAAUUGAAAAUUGGGAAGGGGAACAGAAGUAUUCCGAUAGUCCUUCGUUCUGGCGAGAAAUGCAGUGGGCUACGUAUUCGCGCGAGUUUUGUUGCAAUGCAUCGUUCUGUGACAGGCCUUUUGUCGCUCAGUCACCACAGGAGUCUUCACAAACGAAACCGAGCUUACGGAGUUAUCUUGAACAACCUCCGAGAGAGUUUGGAGCUGUAUCUUCGCACUACAUCCGUAUUGGUGGAGUAUUAGUGCGGCGGCGUUCCGGCGAGGUGGGACCUGGUGCAAGCGAAAGGCUCACUGUGAACUCUUCACCUAAACAGAAGCACCUUGAAUUAACAAACCAUUCCCAGCGCCACGAAUUUAUUUACACGCCUAGUCUUUUCCCAGUCCUGAAGACACUUGCCGGUGCGCUCAGCUAUGGGAUACCCAUAGUUUUGGAAGGAAGUGCCGGAUGCGGAAAGACAAGUGUAAUUUCUCUUUUAGGCCGAGAAACGACAUACAAGAAACCCGACAAUAGCAACAAAGUCCCCUCGGUAACAUUCAUUCAGAUGGACAGUGGCGUCGUACCUCUUCCGGAAGGAAAAGGAUUUCAAUGGCGGCCCGGACCAAUUGGACUUGCUAUCGAAAAGGGAGAAUGGCUUGUGUUUGAGAAUCUCGGGCAACUCUCUGCGCGCUCCUCUUCAGCUGUCCCACUUAUAAUAACUCUGGCACAACUCCAACCUGGAGAUACGUUGAGUGCACCGGGCAGAGGACAACCGCUUCGCGUGAACAAAGGAUUUCGGUGCAUUGCGACGAGAACAACAUCAGACGAAGAAGGGAAUGUAAAUUGGGAACCGCCAGGAGGAUGGGAAAUUUGGGACAGAGUGGCUGUACCUUCGCUCUCGCAUGAUGAAAAGUUGGAUUUGCUGAAAGAGAAAUUUCCGCUGGUGAAAGACUGUGUUCCUAGAGUUCUGAAGUGUACCAAUAUUGUAUCAGAAUGGUUCAGGAAAAACAGGGCCUCAUUUAGCCGAGACACGACGUUGCGGGAAGCGGUCCGCAUUUGCAACCGCUUGACAGAUCUACGACUGGAGCAAGGAGAGCUCAUGACAGCGGAAAGUGCUCUCUUAGAGACUAUUGACGUGUUGGUAUCAUGGUGCAGCGAGGGGCAAGAAAAAGACAUGCUCUUGAAUGCAAUUUCUGCUGGUUGGUCCUUGCCGUCUGAUGUGGCCAAGGAUUUGGUUUCGCAGCACCGGCCAUCCCUAUCUGUUGAAGACAACCUCUUUCGGGUUGGUAGAAGCUCCUUGUCAGUAAAGGUUGAAAAUGAUGUGAUGUUCCCCAAACGUCUGACCAUGACAAGUUACACUUUACGCCUGAUGGAGAAAAUCGUACGUUGUCUACAAGUAGGAGAACAUGUUCUGCUUACCGGUGAGGCCGGCUCGGGGAAAACCGCUCUAAUUCAAGAAGUAGCGGCUUUUCUGCGAACAAAACUCGUGGUGGUGAACCUGUCCCGUCAAAGCGAGCUUGGGGAUUUGAUGGGUGCUUUUCGACCCGUUGAAACAACGGCUGUUAUCCCCCUUUUAGCAAAGAAGUUUGCGGAAACGUUUUGCCUUACUAUGUCACGGAAAAAGAACGGCCAGUUUUUAGACGCACUUGGCAGAGCCUCGCGGUCGAUUGAACAUCAUGAAAGAUCUGUCCGGCUUAUGGAAAGAGCAGCGGAGGCCAUUCCCAAGUCGGCAAAGAAUGCGAAUACUUUCUUGGCGGAGAGGUGGCGCACUAUUGCAGACGAGCUGAAAAGAUCAAAGCGCAGAGUAGACUUUCAGUUUUCCGAAGGGGUGCUUGCACAAGCAAUGCGAAGCGGGGCAUGGAUAUUGCUAGACGAGAUUAAUCUAGCACCGACAGAGUUGUUAGAACGGCUGGUGAGCGUCUUGGACUGCGGCGAGAUUUUGCUUCCGGAUGCCGUGGGCUCCAUGUUGGCGAGAUCUGAAGGCUUUCGAUUGUUUGCAGCAAUGAAUCCACCGACAGAUGUUGGCAAGCGCCCAUUACCCAAUGUUUUACGGGCACGCUUCUCUGAGUUUCACUGCGGAGAUAUGUUGGACAAGGACGAUGUUAUUUUGUUGGCACUUCAUCGCUUUUACGGUCUGAGAGCGCCUCUAGGCAACCGGACAAGUCAGCUGUCACCAGAAAGGCGCAGGCCAGUGCGGUUUAGUCUGCGAACAUUAUCGAGAAUGCUUGAUUUUGCUUCUGGCCUGAGGAGAUUUAUGAGAAGUGGUGAAGUGGGUGUCCGUCGGUCUCUAUUUGAAGGUGCUAUUUUGUCUUUUGCAACGCCAUUGCCCGCCACAUCUCGUGCUCGGGUGUGCGAAGUGGCGCAGACUUGCCUACUGAAGGUUGUUUCCAGCAGAUAUAGAUUAGAACCUUUGUCUGGCGUAGUGACGCUACCAACUAACAUGACCGCACACGUAAGAUUUGUUGAGGGAGUGCCGCUUGAAGUGAGCGCAUCAGGAGACCAGCAUUCAUCCGACCUGGAAAAAAGUUUUAUCAUCUCUCCAACUGUGCGGGAAACUCUCAGGGAUGUAUGCCGUGCACUAGCGCUUGGGACCCGCCGUCUCCCUGUAGUGCUACAAGGACCGACGGCUGCCGGGAAGACAUCCUUGGUGACGUAUCUUGCUUCAAUGACGGGGAACAGCCUUAUCCGAAUUAAUAAUCACGAACAUACAGACUUAUCUGAUUACGUAGGAGGCUAUGUGGCCACCCCGAAUGGUGCAUUAGUAUUUCACGAGGGGCCCUUGUCCCUCAAUCGAUUGCUCGACGACAAUAGAGAGAUUCUUAUACCUGAAACUGGAGAAGUGGUCAAGGCGAACGCUGGAUUUACGGUAUUUGCAACACAGAACCCACCCGGACUAUAUGGCGGCCGAAAAGAGUUGUCCAGAGCUUUUCGAAGCCGGUUCAUUGAAAUCCAGGUUCCAGACCUGACAGAUGAAGACCUCUUAACAAUUCUGCAACAACGAUGCAGGAUACCACCGAGCUUUGCAAAGAAAAUGAUCGCUGUUAUGAGGGAGCUACAGUUACGGAGAAGAACCACGAGUAUUUUUUCGGGGAGGGAUGGGUUUGUUACCGCACGGGAUUUGUUCCGAUGGGCAUCUCGAGGGUCCCGAUCCAAGGAAGAGCUUGCAGUCCACGGGUUCUUUUUGCUUGCAGAGAGAUCAAGGCGUACUCACGAGCGCGAAAUUGUCAGAGACAUCCUUCUCAAAGUUAUCGGGGUAGACCCUGGGGUUUUAGUCCAUGAUGCACUGUACUCAUUCCAUGAUUUGAAGACGGGGAGAUCUCCAUCCCAAGAAUGCCUUGAUUUUAGCAUGGUGGCAACAUCUCAUACAUGUCGGAUGCUAACUUUGAUGAUUCACAGCGUGGCGAACAGCGAGCCUGUCCUACUCGUUGGAAGUACCGGCGGCGGGAAGACCUCGUGCUGUGCUGUGAUAUCUCGCGCACUUGGGCUGCGGUUUGAGACAGUGAAUUGUCACCAACACACAGAGGCAUCUGACAUUAUUGGCAGCUAUCGCCCGUCGAGGUCCCUCGAUUCGGAUGGGCCCCUGUUUGAAUGGGUUGAUGGGCCCCUCGUCCGAGCCAUGAGGCAGGGUUCCAUUAUGCUCAUCGAUGAGAUUAAUAUGGCUGAAGAUGCAGUCGUAGAGAGACUAAAUUCGGUGAUGGAAUUGGAAAGAAAGCUUCUCCUAUCUGAAAAAGGAGCAGUUUCGCCUGACAAGCAGAAUAAGGACGCUAGUUUUGUCGCUGAGGAAAUAACGGCAAGCUCUAUGUUUCGAAUUUUAGCAACUAUGAAUCCAGGGGGUGACUACGGGAAGAAAGAGCUCUCUCCAGCGUUGAGAAAUCGGUUGACAGAGAUUUGGGUUCCAGCACCUGCCACUAUCGAUGAUUUUUCUCCCAUUGUGCUAGCAGUCCUCUCUGCCAGUGAGGCCUUCCUCCAGAAUGAACGCAUGCAGCUCUGUCGAAAAGCUCUCUGUGAUUUCCUUAGAUGGCUUCUUGCAGAGUAUUCGGAUUUUCAAGUAAUGCUUUCUGUUCGUGACAUUUCCACCUGGUGCCAGUUCAUAGCGGAAGCUUUUCAAACUAUUGGUCUAGAUCCCCUUUUGGGGUUAGUGCACGGCGCACGAUUGGUAUUUCUUGAUGGCUUAGCUGUGGGCUCUACUGGGUCAGAAGACUCAAGCGUCGAGGUCGUGGUUUGGAACAAGCUGACAUCUUUACUGCCACCAGAUCUCCGAGCAACAGCAGAUGCGGCCAAGUUUGGAGAGGGUGUUAGACGAGGCUUCUUAGAACAGAAAGAACAUGCGACUCAAUGGAAAGAUGAGCUCAGUUUGUUUACAAUUCCACGGAAUGAAACUGCAGUAAUAUCGCAACAAACUCCUGAAGCCCUGGGUUACUCGUUUGACGCGCCAUGCACAGCUCGUAACACUGCUCGAAUUGCCCGAGCAAUGGCUGUUAGCAAACGACCCAUACUAUUGGAAGGUCCGCCUGGCUGCGGAAAGAGCUCGUUGGUGGCAGCCCUAGCAAGAGCUUCAGGAUUCUCCUUUAUCAGAGUCAAUUUAUCGGAUGCAACUGAAAUGUCCGACCUCAUCGGGAGUGACUCUCCGGGGGAUGUUCCUGGGGUAUUCACAUUCCGUGCUGGUCCAUUACUAAGAGCAGUCCAGGAAGGAUCAUGGGUGCUCCUGGAUGAGCUUAAUUUAGCGUCACAGAGCGUCCUGGAGGGCCUUAAUUCCGUUUUGGACCAUAGGAGGUCGCUCUUCAUUCCGGAACUGAGCCGGGAGGUUGCGUCGCAUCCCUCGUUUCGAGUAUUCGGGGCUCAGAAUCCGGCCUGCGAGGGUGGAGGCCGCCGAGGUCUUCCGAAGAGCUUUCUAAAUCGAUUUGCACGAGUUCACAUGGAGGCCCCCACGAAGCAUGACAUCGUCUCCAUACUGUCCGCGGUUCACCCGUUAAUUGGUUUCGAAACGACCUCAAGAAUCGUGAAGACAUUGCUGGAUGUCCGUCAAACUUUGGAAAGCGGCGGACACUCCACUGAUAUCUCGUCGUUUGGCCUAAGAGAUGCGUUGCGAUGGUGUGACUUAUAUUGCCUUGGAGUUUCUUUCCAUGUAGUCGUAGUACAAGGUCUCCAGCGAGGCCAAGCUCGAGAAUUGGCCGAGCAUGCGUAUCGGAGGACAUUUGGCUUCGAAUGGGAUAUUUAUCCGGGGUUGCCGACAUUGGUCUCUGCCGAUCAGAAGACGUUGAGAUUAGGUCAAUCAAUGGUGCGAAGGAGCGAAACAUUUUCUUUCACGCACGUAGAGCCAUGCGGUUUGCCCAUACGGGCCGGGGACCUCGGAGAACUGCAGGCACUUUCCUUAUGUGUAAAUGCCGGCUGGCCUGCUGUGCUAUCUUGCGAGGGAAGCACUACCAGCUCUGCAGACGGGAUUCGCCUUGUUCAGACCCUUGCUUCUUUAUACGGCAAGACGGUGAAAGUCGUGCAUGGUGCUUCGCUUUCCGAUUGUGAUGAGUUCAUGGGAGGCUAUUGCCAGAAAGAUGCUGUGACUCACUACGACACCAUCCAAAGCAUUUCUGAAUUCCAAGAUGUGUCUAACGCGCUGAUGAAUGCGAUUAAAAGUAUCCCCGCUCGAGGCAAGAGCAUUGACAACCAAGUGCAAGUAAUGCACAACAUUCUUCUCGAGCUCGGAACGUUUCAACGGUCGACUGAAGAAGACGGUCUAGUGUCCUUUGAAUGGAGGAAGAGUGAAUUUGUGGAUGCUAUUGAAGAAGGUGAAUGGAUUUUGAUUCGUGACGCCGAUGCCUGUAUCCCUGCAAUUCUGGAUCGGCUCAACCCUGUUUUGGAGCGACGACCGGUUUCCGUUGUCAACUCAACCCCGGCAAACGAAGAUGGAUCAUCAGUCCUUCUCGUACCUCAUCCAGAAUGUCGCAUAUUCUUUGUUCCGGCAUCACAAGGGACGACUGUUGGAAGCAGGGGUCUUUCUCGUGCUCUGCUAGAUCGCUCGCUGAAGAUCAGUUUAAAUAGUGCAGAUGUGCUUCCGGAAGUUGCUGAGGGCAGUCCGUUUUAUUUUCGACAGAGUUGUGACAGCACUCCUUGUCACAUCGACAAAGUGUCACCUUCUUAUAUCAAUUCACCACUGAAGCGUUUUCGAAGUGCAGUCAGAGGCACUGCUGAUGCGGAAAUCAGUUCGCAUGGAGGGAAUCCAGGAGACCGCCUAUGCAAUGGCAAGCAGAUUGAGCGCUUGGCCAUGGUGCCCGAGACGCAUGUUGCGAACUUGUCCUUAGAUCCAAUUCAUGCGCAGAUUCAACGAGAACUGUUCGUAUUGCGCGAAUUGGAGAAUUUGGCACAUCCUGAAUUGGAGGCAGUAUGCGACCCCCUGAUGCUAAUUCGAGGGUGUUCAUCGUACCGAUUGUCUUCUCCCUUAGGGAUUACAGUUGAUAUUCCUGACUCAUCCCUGCGGUCAUGGCUCCUUCUUCUAGCCGCCCAAGGCUUCAUCUUGGCAUCUCAAUCACAGCAUGACCUACGAGCUCGGUAUCACGUCCUGAGAUGGAGUGCAGAUCAUUCGACCAUUCCGAGCUUGCGGAAGAGCUACGAUGAAGUUGCAUCGAGCGCCGAACACUUCUGCUCCGCGAAUGACUAUGGACGGCUGGGUGAAAGCGAAGAAACAAGAAAUGAACGAAGGCCGCCAAUUGACCCUCUAUAUGCUUUUGAUAUGCCAUCUACAUUUCUAUCAACAGAAAACCGCAUCUCAGGAGCUUCAACCAUUUUUGCUAGGGCUGUGAGAUUCAGAACUGCGAUAAUUGCCAUACAUGCUUUUCACAAGUCAUGGAAUUUGGCAUGCAACAACUCUGGCCAAGAGUCGUCUGGUACCAUUUUCGCCAGAGCAAAGUUGUCGUUUAGUGUCAAUGCCACACUUUCGUCUCAAGAGGCAGUGACUUGUACCAUUGACACAAUAUGUUAUGAAAUGCUUUCUAUUAUUGCAAGGGUCCCAGCUAAACUGCACGACUUUCUGGCCGGCACGAAGGAAUGGUCAAUCCCUGAGGAAGGAAGACUGGGCGCGCUAUUUGUUUCCGCUCGAGAGCUUUGUGAUCAGAUGGCUGAACCCGACAACGACGACAUUUCAGAAUUACAGGCUUACCUGCUAGACAUAAUAUCGACAGCUAGUUCUAUUCACAAAAGUGAACUUGCCAAGAGCUACGGGUUAGAGCCAGUUGCAUUGAUGAAGAGCUGGAAGGAAGUACGUGCUCUGCAAGUUGAUUCUCAUCAUGGCUUGUUGCUGAUGCCACGGACAAAGACUGGCUUACAAGCUGAGGCUGAAAUGCUUAAAGUGUUCGCUCGGUACAAACGAGGAGCAAUGGACUUCGCAGAGGUGGAUGGAUUCGUCAAAGGUCUUGUUAGCUUGUCGGCGGAGAAUGUUGAAAAAGACGAGAAGGUCAUCACAGUUCUUCAGAAGGUGUCUGCAGCUCUGUCCGAAGGAGGCGAGAGCACUACUGAUGGCCCUCCCGAAUUCCACUACUGGACAGAAGCUUUUUGCCUGAGUGCAACGAGCUUACUGAGGGAGGUAAUGACCAAGUUUUACGAGAUGGUAUCGCGUCCUGCGCCGCUGCACAUGUCUACUCCUCUAAAAGUUUCUAUCGCAAAAGCCCUUCUCUGCUUCGAAACCACUCCAGGCUAUCAUCUCGGAUCUGCAGUCUCGUUGCAGCGACUGCAAUGGCUUUCAGAAAACAGUGCUGACGAAAGUAUACUUCUUUCGGCUUGGGCUGAUAUGGGAGGGUCGGUAAUGUCAAGUUUGCUCGCAGAAAGCGCAAGCUUGUUGUCCGUUGGAAUGCUUCCUGAUCCACAGUCAAGAGAGACGAUAGUUCGAGAAAGUGGAAUGUGUCGCAAACUGUUCUCUUUCGUGGGUAAAACAGCACAACAUCCGUUAUGGGGUCUUCUGAAGGCACGAGGGAAGGCGGUUCAAGCUUUCAAUUGCAUUACGACAGGUUCUCAUGAGAUGACCGCAAAAAAGGAACAUACUUGUAGCCUUUUGCUUUCUUCGCUCUUUUCUUCAAUGAAAUAUUGUGGGCUGAUUCCAGCCGAAGACAUUGAUUUACUCGGUUCUGCCGUGACCACGGACGCCCUUGGGGUCCUUUUGAAGAAGGCACGAGACCACAUGGAUAAUUGUUCGCGCCCUUCGAGGUCUUGGGAAUUGUGGAGUCUGCACGUUGAGGCUCUUGUACAUGUAAGGUCCAUUUUGACUUGUAAGAACUUUGUAUUUGGCGGCGAUAGUCAGGAAGAAUCGAAACACAUAUGCUCGGAGCUCUCGCAAAAAGGCACUGCGUGGACGUCAAUUGGCUUGCUUCGAAUGCGGUCCUUCAGAUUGCGCACAGAAUGCAGGAAUAGGAUCGAUCCUUCACAAUUGGCCCGUGCAUCUGUGGAGCUCAAUCUAAGACGGAGUAUGCGUGCACGAAUAGGUGUCUACGCAUCUUCUCUUCUGAGGAGACAUUGCCUUGGUGGAGACUCACCCUCAAAGUCAAUCCCAAUUCGGCGCUUAGAAAUUCAGUACGAAGAAGCAAGGAAGACAUGCGCAGAGAGCGAAAAGCGAUUCGUCUUCAGACCAGAAGAUCGAACAUCGUUUUCUGCCUUCCUGGCAGCUCUGGAUACUGUGAAUGCAGUAAUUACGGACAAACUCAUCCAAAGUGGUCUCAGAGACAAAUUGGUCUCGGCACAAAUCAGUGAGGCCGAUCUUCGUUCCGUUGAAGAAGCCUUGGAAAUAUAUCAGUCUUGCGCUACAACUGCUGAGAAUCUGGGAAUCACUGGAACGCUGUCGCACUUUCGGGACCUUACCAGUGAACUAGUUUUGGGAUUGAGGGAAGUCCAGUAUGGCUUGAUUUGUGCCGCUAGAAGUCGAAAGCUGCAGACCAUGAUUAGAAACGAAGUGGUGUGGAAGAAAAUUCAAACGUUUUAUGAUGUAUCAACGUUUCCGAGGUCGGCAUUCCACACGGCGAUGAGUGUUACAAAAGCUCUUCAAUAUUACAAACACGCAGGAGUUUCUCUCCCCGCUUUGACCACGUGCGCUGAGUACUUGAUCGAUGGCGAAAUUCGAGGUAAUUUCCAAACUAAUCAUGACAUCUCCGAUGCGAUGAGCUACAUGGUGGGGAUUUGGAAGACAUCAAGUGUUAUGGAGGAGAAGGAGAAGGCCGCAAAAAACUCACUCCAUGUUCUACGAGAAGUCGGGAGCCGUUUUGAGGUAAGUGGGUCCGAAUUUGUCGACGCUCUUGAUUUUGACGAGGAUCAGGAUUUCGUCGACACAUUCAAUCCUCUCAAUGAAGAAGAGGAAGUUGAACUUCUCGGGUUAACUGAACCAGUUGCACUGGCGAGCGACAAGGUGCAGUUCAUUGACAAAGCGCGAUCAACUUCAAAAGGAAGGCUGAACUCUGAAAAGUUUUGGAGAAUGCACUUAAAAGUAUUUCCUGGAAUGGAGAAUCGCCCUCAGGAUCUCGAUGAUCUACGCUCGCGUCGCGUAGUUUUGCAGUCACUUGUGAAGCAUCUACACUACCUGUGUGAUGACAUUCAUCUAUUUGUAGAGCACAUUCCAACCCAAUGGCAGAUGUUUGCGGCUUUGGAAGCAGUGCAAUUGCUGGACGAAUCAACGAGUACUGAUCCGGUUAAAGCAAUUUCAGAAGGGAUGGGGACGUCAGAUUUCUACCGGGAUGCAAAUCUCUCCGAGCUGACAUACGGUUUGAAAGCCCUCCAGGGUCUGCGAAAUGGAGUCUCUAGAACUCAAAACAAAUUUUUCGGUGAGAGUGGCGGUCACCCCGUAUUGGAAGAAAUUUCUGCGGCUAUUGAAAGAGUCACCAACACGUGCCACGUUCUGACACCGUUGUCCAAAAUGGUGGUCGGUGUAGAAGGUGUUCUACGGAAGGCAGAUGAAUGGCAGAGGCUAUUUGCGACAGCAACUACAACAUUGAAGGAUGAAGUACGCGCUUUGUCUCACGUUGCAGUGAAAUGGAGGCGACGUGAAAGAGCAUCUUGGAAACUACUGAUGCAAAACAGAGUUAGAGCGAUGGAAAGUCGUGCAAGUAUUUGGUUCCUUUAUCUCUACGAUGCUCUUAUCCAGGAGGCAUCAUUAAUUGAUCAGUCCCUGAAAGACGAAGCAUGCCAAAAUAUCAUUACUACAGUGGAUCAAUUCAUGAGAUCUGCUCCGAGUGGAGAAUUUGCGUGUCGUCUCGAAAUGUUAAUUUCCCUUGCGGCGCACAUCCUGUCAGUUGGGAGUAAGGGCAACAAACUGCUACAUACUAUUGGACUUUGCAUCCGCGGUAUUGGUCGCUUCUAUUAUUUGAAUGCACCAGCAAUUUCUGAGGAGCUCUCAAAAGAAAAGAAGCUCGUGGAGGCCAAGCUGGCAGAGUUUUCCAAGUUAACGUCAUGGGAGCCUGGCCUCGGGCUGGGUGCUUCUCAGAAGAUGGCCCGAGUACCAGAAAAACAGUUGGAGUACUAUCGGCUGAAAGAAGAUGCUCAGCGAACAAAACGUAAAUUGCACAAGCUCUGCCUGGAAAUGGAUUCUGUUCUUCGAGUUCCUGUGUACAAGUAUUUAACACAAGAAGUUACGAAACUCGGCUUCGGGACUUUGCUAAAGGAAGAGGCUGUCUGUGGUGGCGCAAAUCCAAAGAAAGGGAUAGACCACGGCAAGAGCACUGAACAAAGAAUAUUGACUUCAGUAGCUGGGUUGGUUCAAGAUAUGCUCGUUUCCAGAGAGACCAGAGAUAAUGUAUUUCGUGGCGAUGCACUCUCUGACGUUUGGUUGUCAGAUGGAAAUCCAUUACUUUCAAAGCUGCCACUCUUUGAAACGCGAUUAAAUCAGUUUGGAAUGAUCAUGGAAAAGUCGCAGUGCUCCGACUGUGACUCUGGAAUGGAGUUCUGUAGAGAUGCGCGCUCGACCAUUCGAUCUCGUGCACUCCAGCUUAGACGUUCGAAGAAUCCAAGCAUCCAGCUAAAGAAACGAGCACUUGUAGAUCUUUUACAAGCACUAAGAAAUGUGGGACUAUCUCCAUUUGAAAACAGGAAGUCGGAGUCAACCGUCAAAUCCUUUCAGUGGCUUUCUUCGCCUGACCCAAGCGAGAGUCCCAGUUUCAACAAGAUCUCGAAUGAUCUAUUUUACGAUGGUGCUCAACAGCUACGCAGAUUGAGAGACGUAUCUGAUUCACGCACAAGAAACACAGACAUCACCUCAGAUGAAGCGCAAAAGUCCCAAGCAAUGUGUACUCAUCUCUUCGACAUGGCCUGCGCACAGCGAGAAAGCCUCAACAGCUUGACUCAGGAUGUGGACCGUCUUGCAACGAUGUCAUCGCAUCUGCAAGAGAUCAGGAAAGAUCUUUUUGACAGAGUAGGUCGUGUGUGGAACAGCGCGGCACGGUCGCACCUCCUGCGAACGAUCAACAAACUAAUGAAAAUUCAAAUUGACCUGAAAUUGGCACAUUCAUCAGUAACCUGUGCGCUAAGCGCAUCCCCAAAGAGUGACAGUCUCAGACAAGAGCAAGGUCCAUUAUUUGGUGACGGUCAAUUUUCAGAUACAUCAGAUUCAUUGCGACAAGUUUCAACUAUUCUUGAAAAUGGGAUCCAAAUACUUGAUCUUGUGCUUCAAGCGGACGACGUUGCCAAGCUUGAGCGAGGCUUCAAGAAGUGUUCCAAACCACCUACAUAUGCUUCAUGCUAUGAGAGAUUAGUUGGAAAUAUCACUGACUCAAAAGUGAGAUUGGACGAGGAGCUGUUGCGAGCGCGAGCAUUGUCUGAGCAGAACUUUGCUGUGCAAACUCUCAUGCCUGUGACUACAUUUUUGCAUGUAGCCCUUGAAGAACUCGGAAAGAAGAUUGAACUUCAACCCGGGCAGCCAACUAUGAAUCCUGUAGAUUUGAAGAACGGAAUAGAAAAGCUCAGUGUAUCUGCCAUCGAAAAGGUACUGGUCGGAGCGCAAAAUACUCUCGCAUGGGGCAAGGUGUCUAUCAAGAACGAAGCCGAAAGCAAAAUCGUCACGGCAUCAAGUUUUGAGAACGGAAAACUAGCGGGGGGUGCCAGGCAAGGCACUCUGCGGUGCGCUCACGCAGAAAUCUUGUCUCAUCGCCAAUCAUCUAAAAUUCCGGACCUGAUGAAAAUUCUAGGCGAGCUUCUCGAGCUGCAGGAGCAAUUAGAGGUUUGCAUGGGAUAUGAUGAUGACUUGCAUCGUGUUGGGAAAAGGUCUGCUAUGCUUCAAGGUUGUGUUGGCAAGCUUGUCAGCACCUAUAUCGGCACAAUGGUGUUACCUUCCCUGUCAAAAAUGGGUUCCGUGCACUGCCACUCGCUUGCCCUACUAAGGACAGUGUCUUCUGUCUUCAUUGGUGUUUGCACAGAAGGCUUUUGUCGGCCGGAUGAAACAAAUCCGGAAAGCACAGAAGGAGAGGAAAUGAUGGACAAGACUGGAGCAGGAUUUGGUAACAUUGAGGAUGGUGAUAUUAGGGAAGCAAAGAAUGUAUCUGAAGAUAUCGAGGAUGAGGGUCAGCUCAUCGGUCUGCAAUCCGAUCGUCGCGAAGAGGCCGAGAAAGAACCGAACAAUACCGACCAAGAACCAGGAUUUGAGAUGACGAAUGACUUCGAGGGUGACUUGGAAGAUUUCGAGCCUGAGGAAGAUGACAAAACGGAUCAGAACGCCCAAGACCCGGAGAAAGACCUUUCCGCAGAAAGUGGGCAUGGAGAGGACGUGAUCGAUGAGAGGCUUUGGGAACAAGGAGAUGAUCCGUUAGGGCCGAGCAACGGUGAAUCGAGCCAGGCAGAUGCUAACAAAGAGAACCAGCAGACAGAACUGAAGGCUAGAUCAGGAGAUGAGGCCUCGGACAAACAGGCCAGCGCUUCUAAGCCUUCUGACGACGGGGGAACUUCACAAGAGAAAGAAGAAGAGGACAGAAAGGAUGGCGAGGAAUAUCAGGAAGAUGGAGACACACCCGACGAUGAAGAGGCAGGGAACAAGAAUCCGAUUCAAGGCACAGGAGAGGACGCUAAUGAGGAGAAGACAAACGGUGACAGUGAACAAGAGGGGUCCCAGUCCCGACUCCCUGACCAGCUAAACUUGAAGGGCAAUGAAGGAGAUGCUGACGGUAUGGAAGAAGGAGGUGCUGACAGUAUGGAAGAACAAGAAUUGGGUUCCGCAUCAGGGAAUGAGCAUGAAGAAGAAUUGACAAGCGAUCAGGAUGAGCAAACGACAGGCGUCGAGGAGGGAAUACAAGACCCGCUUACAGAUUCAUCCCCUUUGAAGGAGCAGCAAAAUGAAGAAACAGGGAUCCCUGAAGCUGGUGCACAGUCCGUAGAAGGAAGUGACUGCGAAAUGGACAAUUUGCCACUCGAUGGAAGAGACGCAGAACUUGACAAUGGUAUGGAGAAGGGACCGGAUAUGGAGAGUAACACGCCGAAUGUAGAGGAGCAACCAGACAAAGAAACUCAAGAAGUAGAACAGAACGGGGCAACAGAAGGAAGCCGAGCCGGUCAUGAGGAAAAACCGUCAUGUGAGGACGCCCUCUCCCUUCCAGGCAGAAGCAUCGGUGGGCUCGAACAGAGCAACAACAAUCCUGCUCAGUUUAAGUCCGAAGAAACAGAAAAGUCGCAACAAGUGCCUGCUUCAGGCUCAGGACAACUUGCUCCCACAGACGAUGAGUUUAUUCACGGUAACUCGCAAGAACAUGGAGAGAGGCAACACCCAAGUACCCGGAGCGAGCCAGAGCCUCCAACGAUGGGAUCAGUCGGGAAGAGUGGGCAGGAUCAAUCUCAACAUGACAUGACUGAUGAUUUGCAUGCCUCCAAGGACUCGGAACUGCCUGACUCCAACCCGCUUCGAGUGACUGCCAAUGAUGAUCUCAUCAGCAGCUGGAAUAAGUAUCUCGAAGUUGCGGACAGGAAACGAGAAGAGAAGCUGCAACAAGAAGCAGAUACAAACAGACAGGAUGGGGCUUUGGAGUAUCAGGAGGAAGAUGAGAGUGACCCCGAUGGAUUAGUGGCACUCGGUGCAGCAACAAAGGAGCAACAUCAGCCCCUUCCUGAUGUCGCUCCAAACGAUACCAUGGAGGAUAUCGAUGAUGUUAAGGAUGACAAACCUGGGGAACUGGACAAAAAGUUGCCAUCUUCCUCUAAUGCAAAGUCAAGACCACCACAAAUUUCCAUGGCCCCUGCAGAAACAACAAACGCCCGAAAUAUUCCUCCAAGAAGUCAGCAGACAGACGAAGAUGAACACAGUGGAUCUCAUUGUGAUGAACCCACGACUCAUCCUGCUCGAAUCGCAGCAGAAUCAUCUACCCCCGACUCUUCCCGAUCCAACGGUGCACGAGCACAGUUGAAGGACCGGAAGGAAACGAGAGCGAGAAUGGACAUUAGCGACAACCAUGACGACGAGCAAGACGCGUCUAAACAACACACUGAGUCAAACGUCUUGGAAGAGGCGAACAGCUUGAGGAAAAAUGUGGAAGAGCUAAGCUCUGAGGAGGCAACUUCGCUGUGGAGGAAAUUAGUCCAAUCCACCACUGGCGGAGCAAGCUCUCUUUGUGAGCUUCUCAGAUUGGUGCUUGAACCCACCAUUGCCUCGAAGCUAGGCGGCGGGUACCGAACUGGAAAGCGCCUGAACAUAAGAAAAGUGAUUGAGUUCGUUGCUUCUGAUUUUCGAAAGGAUCGCAUUUGGCUGCGUCGCGUAAGACCCGACAAGCGCUCGUACGAUGUCCUCUUAGCAAUUGAUGAUUCAGAGUCCAUGUCAGAAUCACGCGCAGGUCCUAUGGCCUUGGAGUCACUGGCUCUCGUCACUUCGGCCCUCGGAAAACUCGAGAUAGGACGCCUUGCAGUGGCAAGCUUUGGAGCGGCUGCCCUCAUGGUCAAAGACUUCGAUGAACCUAUUUCGAUAAGUGACGUGAGAGGGGGGCAGCUACUCCAGCACUUUUGCUUUUCACAAAGGGAAACGAAUAUAUGCGAAUUGCUUCAAUUCAUGCAAGAUACACUGGUGGGUGUGAAGGGGCCGGAAAGUGUUGAGCAAAUUAAACUCGUAUUCGUUAUCUCCGACGGCAGGCUCAGCGCCCGGGAGGACAUUAAACGUCGGCUUCGACACUUGCGGGAUGCAAACGUACUUGUCGCAUUCCUCAUAAUUGACAAGUCGGGGAAAGAUGACACGAGCAUAUACGACGUCCGAAGGGUGGAGUACGAUUCUAGUGGAAAGAUUGAAGUAAUGCCCUACAUGCACGAUUUUCCAAUUGAGUUUUAUGCGGUGGUUCAAGACGUUCAACGACUCCCCACAAUUCUCGCCGAUGCGCUCAGACAAUGGGUGGAAAUUACGAGCACUCACCAUUUGAUAACCCGUGCCUCUCUUAGCGUCAAAGGGUUCGGUCUUCCUCUUUGGCAACGUCCUCAUUGUAUACCGCACCCCUACUGUACAUACACUAAAAGAAAAUGUGUAAAAUGA
This is a messenger RNA of Chondrus crispus (carragheen), 15975 nucleotides long. Its product is annotated as AAA ATPase containing von Willebrand factor type A (vWA) domain and P-loop containing nucleoside triphosphate region. Gene Ontology annotation, molecular function: ATP hydrolysis activity; ATP binding. Gene Ontology annotation, cellular component: nucleus; preribosome, large subunit precursor. The transcript has 11 exons. Bases 1 to 15975 code for a protein of 5324 amino acids. The record is from RefSeq and is a predicted model, not a curated record. Gene Ontology annotation, biological process: rRNA processing; ribosomal large subunit assembly. NCBI's taxonomy places the organism in Eukaryota, Rhodophyta, Florideophyceae, Gigartinales, Gigartinaceae.